Molecule: messenger RNA, 267 nt
Organism: Aspergillus pseudonomiae
Lineage: Eukaryota; Fungi; Ascomycota; Eurotiomycetes; Eurotiales; Aspergillaceae
Exons: 2
Coding region: 1-267 (88 amino acids)
Source: RefSeq, a predicted model, not a curated record
AUGCGUUUCACCACCAUUGCCCUCUUCGCUCUCAGCGCCUUAGCGGUUUCGGCUGCUGAGUGCGGCUAUCCCAAUGGCAACUGCUACGAUAACGACUGCAAUGGGCAGCUGAGCAACGACAAGAUAACCUGUACUUCGGGCCCGUGGAAAGGCUGUCCAUGCGGGUACAACUGCGGCAGUGAUGUGGGACCCUGCGAUGCAAACGAGUGCAAUGGUGUGGCUGGCCGUUGCACGAACAAGUACCUUGGCUGCAACUGCCGCGGAUGA